UGAGAGCAGGGUUACCGCGCCCAUCUGUGCUCUCUGAUGGCCGGAGGAAGCGACUGACAGAGCUGAGAGAAAGAAAGCCUAGGAGAACGACAGAGUGGGAAAGAUAAGAAGGCAAAUCACUUUGAAAGGGGCUGGAUAAGACUGCUCGUCGGAGAUACAAUCCCGGAGGACUCUGUUGUCUUCCUAUUUUCGCAAAUUUGUGUUUUGCUGCGGUGAACCCUGCCCUAUUCCUACGCCUGCCGGUGCGUUCCCAUUUGGCGUAUCGAAAGCAGGGUUCGGGGAGUGCCGCUCCUCGAUAGCUUGUUGGCUAAAUCUCUGAGCUGGUUGGAGAGAAGGAGAUUCGAGCUUCGCUGUUUCCAGUCAAUGCGAUAUAAACAACGGAUACCCACGACUGAGAACGGAUCAGUGCGUUUCCCAGAGCGAGGUCGGAGAGAAGCACACACACUAGCAGGGGAAAAUGAGCGAACUGGACCAGCUACGCCAGGAGGCUGAGCAGCUCAAGAACCAGAUCCGGGAUGCCAGAAAAGCUUGCGCCGAUGCCACCCUGUCCCAGAUCACAGCCAACAUCGACCCAGUGGGGCGGAUUCAGAUGCGCACCAGGAGGACACUGAGGGGUCACCUGGCCAAGAUCUACGCCAUGCACUGGGGAACCGACUCCAGGCUUCUAGUCAGUGCAUCCCAGGAUGGCAAGCUCAUUAUUUGGGACAGCUACACCACAAACAAGGUCCAUGCCAUCCCCCUGCGCUCCUCGUGGGUCAUGACGUGCGCGUACGCCCCCUCUGGUAACUACGUGGCCUGUGGAGGUCUGGACAACAUCUGCUCCAUCUACAACCUCAAGACCCGUGAAGGCAACGUCCGCGUCAGCCGUGAGCUGGCAGGGCACACAGGGUACCUCUCCUGCUGUCGUUUCCUGGAUGACAAUCAGAUUGUCACCAGCUCUGGAGACACCAGCUGUGCUCUGUGGGACAUUGAGACUGGGCAGCAGACGACCACCUUUGCGGGCCACAGCGGAGACGUGAUGAGCCUCUCCCUGGCCCCGGACACACGCUCCUUUGUGUCGGGGGCCUGCGACGCCUCAGCCAAGCUGUGGGACGUCAGAGAAGGCAUGUGCCGGCAGACCUUCACUGGACACGAGUCCGACAUCAACGCCAUCUGUUUCUUCCCCAAUGGGAACGCGUUUGCAACGGGCUCGGACGACGCCACCUGCAGGCUGUUUGACCUGCGCGCUGACCAGGAGCUGAUGGUCUACUCCCAUGACAACAUCAUCUGCGGCAUCACCUCCGUGGCCUUCUCCAAGAGCGGCCGCCUGCUGCUGGCCGGAUACGACGACUUCAACUGCAACGUGUGGGACUCCCUCAAAGCCGACCGCGCCGGAGUGCUGGCGGGGCACGAUAACCGCGUUAGCUGCUUGGGCGUAACUGACGACGGCAUGGCAGUGGCCACAGGCUCCUGGGACAGUUUCCUCAAGAUCUGGAAUUAAAGCCAGCAGGUGGCAUCCGGACUCCAAAGUUGACUGGAAGACCAUUCUAACAUCAAACAAAUCGUUCAAUUUUAUUGCAUAUCCAAUUUUCUCAAACACAGCGGAAGAAAA
This is a messenger RNA of Alosa alosa (allis shad), 1591 nucleotides long. RefSeq names its product guanine nucleotide binding protein (G protein), beta polypeptide 1a (gene gnb1a). Gene Ontology annotation, cellular component: heterotrimeric G-protein complex; cytoplasm. Bases 458 to 1480 code for a protein of 340 amino acids. NCBI's taxonomy places the organism in Eukaryota, Metazoa, Chordata, Actinopteri, Clupeiformes, Clupeidae. The record is from RefSeq and is a predicted model, not a curated record. Gene Ontology annotation, biological process: G protein-coupled receptor signaling pathway. The transcript has 11 exons. Gene Ontology annotation, molecular function: protein binding; signaling receptor complex adaptor activity.